Molecule: messenger RNA, 1316 nt
Organism: Tupaia belangeri chinensis (Chinese tree shrew)
Lineage: Eukaryota; Metazoa; Chordata; Mammalia; Scandentia; Tupaiidae
Gene: ASB11
Product: ankyrin repeat and SOCS box containing 11
Exons: 6
Biological process (GO): protein ubiquitination; positive regulation of protein catabolic process; intracellular signal transduction
Molecular function (GO): protein binding
Source: RefSeq, a predicted model, not a curated record
UGGGUGGGCAGCAUGAGCAAGUUUCAGGAAGAAGUCUCCAAGACCUUGAUUCUGAGCUUGAUUUGUAUUUCAGACUGCUGGGCUGAUCGAUCCCCACUUCAUGAAGCUGCGGCCCAGGGGCGCUUAUUGGCCCUUAAAACCUUACUUACACAAGGUGUCAAUGUGAACCUUGUGACAAUUAACCGGGUUUCUUCUCUACAUGAGGCAUGCCUUGGAGGUCAUGUGGCCUGUGCUAAAGCCUUACUGGAAAAUGGUGCACACGUCAAUGCAGUGACAGUUCAUGGAGCCACACCCCUCUUCAAUGCUUGCUGCAGUGGCAGUGUUGGAUGUGUCAGUGUGCUGCUGGAGUUUGGAGCCAAGGCCCAGCUCGAGGUGCACCUGGCUUCACCCAUCCAUGAGGCAGUAAAGAGAGGUCACACACAGUGCAUGGAGAUUCUGCUGGCAAAUAAUGUUAACAUUGACCAAGAAUUGCCUCGUCUUGGGACUCCCCUGUAUGUGGCCUGCACUUUUCAGCAAGUAGACUGUGUGAAGAAACUUCUAGACUUAGGAGCCAGUGUGGACCAGGGCCAGUGGUUGGACACCCCCCUCCAUGCUGCAGCAAGGCAGUCCAGUGUGGAGGUCAUCGACCUGCUAACCAGCUAUGGGGCUAACUUGAAGCGCAGAAACUCUCAAGGCAAGAGGGCACUGGAUGUGGUGGCUCCAAAAAGCAGGAUGGAGAAGGCGCUCCUGCGCCACAGAGGUCCAUCUGAUCUUUCUCAGCUCUGUCGUCUGUGUAUCCGGAAAUGCCUGGGUCGAGGAUGUCUUCAGUCUGUCCACAAACUACAACUGCCUGAGCCUCUCAAACGAUUCCUCCUAUACCAAUAGUCCUAGCUGUCCAUGAGAAGAUACUUGUAAAUAAACAGGUUGUUGUCUGCUGUGCCCAGGGUACCUAGUAUAGAUGCUCAAUAGCUAGAUUCUGUAUCUUCAAAUGAGCUUGUCCAAUGAGAGUAAAUCCCUGGUGAACCAGAACCCUUGGGGAGUAAAAUCUCCUGGUUGGUUUAAGGUUCUCAUUAACCAAGGGACAAUCAGAAACCUGUUUUUUAGUUAUUGUUAAAAAAAAAAACUUUAAAACAUUUGAAGUAGAGUGAAAAUAAUCGGCUAUUUUUUGUUGAUUCAGGAUCUUCAAGUACCUAAGGGUCAACUUUCUGAAAAUUGAUUAUAUAGACACAGGGUGGGUAAGAUUAUAGCUUACAAGAGUUAUUGUCAUUGGUUCAGUGACAAUAGGAAUGUUAUCUUUUUUUUUUUUUUUUGGAGAGGUUUUUCGCUAUAGGGUGUGU